AUGUCUGGUAAACCAAGAUAUUCCACACUUGUGGAAAUGCUCGAGCAUGCAACACAAGAAAGAACAUCCUCUCUCAUUUACAGACAAUUAGAUUACUCCAAUGAUGUGGUGGGGGAGGAGAAGAAACUUUUCUCUGACUUAUUGAAACCUUCAAGUAUCAAGGAGAUUAGUUAUUGUGAUUUCUUAAAGAAAGUGAAAUCUCUCUCCACUCUCAUUCAAACUCAAGCCAAAAGUGGUGAUAGAGCUUUGCUAAUCUUUGAACCAGGUAUUAACUUUAUUGCUGCUUUCUUUGCUACCUUGUUUGCUGGUGUUAUUGCUGUACCUGUCUAUCCUCCAAAGAACAAGGAAGAAUUCAACAAGUUGAGUAAGAUUCUGGCCGAUUCUAAACCAAGUUUAUUUCUGUUAUCCAAGCUCAUUCAUCAAAACUUUGAGCAACAUGGCAUUAACAAGUUUUUUACCAAGAUUAAUUCUCAACAACAUGUCGAGAAUCAGGUAAUACAAGAUGUACUCAGUGGUUGUCUGGAAACUUAUGAAGGUUUUAGUCUUUUGAUUUCAGACGCGGUUGACUACAGUGAUAAACAAUUGUAUACAUAUUGGAAACACCCAAACAUCGACACAGAUUCGGUUGCUUUCCUCCAAUAUACCUCUGGAUCAACCAGUGAUCCAAAAGGUGUCAUUCUCACUCAUAGAAACCUUCUCAACAAUCUUCAUGUUAUGAACUAUGCCCUACGAUACUCUAAUCAGAAACAUGUUGUGCUCUGGCUUCCUCCUUACCAUGACAUGGGUUUAAUUGCUGGUUUACUUGAAAUUGUCUAUUCGAAUUGUAGUGCUACUGUAUUAUCUCCAAUCUCCUUCCUGGAAAAUCCAUUACGUUGGAUGUGGGCAAUCAAUGAAUAUAGAGCCACAUUGCUGGGUGCUCCUAAUUUUGGUUAUGAUCUCUGUGUAAAGCACUUUCUAGCUCAUGAGAAGGAAUACAGAGAAAGUUUUAAAUUAUUCGAUUUUAGCAGUUUGGAAAUUGUGGCAUGUGGUGCAGAACCUAUCAGAGCAGAAACUAUGGAAAGUUUCAGUACACUCUUCUCUGAAUUUGGAUUGAAAAAACAAGCCAUGUAUCCAUGUUAUGGAUUGGCUGAGAGUACUCUCUAUGUCACUGGUGUAAACUAUAUGAAAGGUUUCGACUUUACCACAAUUGACAACAAGAACCAAUACAUUAUCAAGAAUGGAACAGUCGAACAAACACAAACUCAUCAAAAAUUCGUUAAUUGUGGUGUCAACUAUGAUGAAAAUCAAUCCAUUAAAAUUGUCGAUCCAGAAUCUUCUACAGAAAUGGAGAAUGGAAAGGUUGGUGAAGUUUGGUUGUCAAGUCCAAGUGUCGCUCAAGGUUAUUGGGAGAAACCAGAACUUUCUCAAGAGGUUUUCCAUGCACGAGUGGUUGGAGAUGAUAGGGAGUAUCUCAGAAGUGGAGAUUUGGGUUUCAUGUUGAAUGGAAACUUGUACAUUACUGGUCGUCGUAAGGAUGUCAUUAUUUUGAAUGGUGUGAAUUAUUAUCCUCAAGAUGUAGAAUUGGCAUGUUCUAAAUGUCAUGCACAGAUUAGAACUGGGUGUGUGGUGGCUGUUAAUAUUGCUGAUCGUGAUGGACAGGAUCGAUUGGUGAUAAUUGCUGAAACUAAAGUUGUUUCGAAUAGUGAGACACAAGUAUUGGAGAGUAUUGUACAAUCCAUACGAUCUGCAAUUGCCGAAUCGAUGGGAAUUCCAAUGUAUAAUGCCCUAUCGACCAUCCUUCUCAUGACUAAAGGAGGCAUUCUCAAGACCACAAGUGGUAAACUGAGACGUCAACCAACUAAACAAGCAUUUCUCAAUAACAAACUUCCUCCAAAACUAAUCGUUCACAGAUGGGAUCAGGAGAAACUCUCAGAUAGCGCUUCUCAACCAAGUACUCCAACAGAGAUUGGAUUGGCUAAAAUUUGGAAAGAAUUAACAGGAAUUGAUCCAUCACUUUCGAAUAACUUUUUCCUUUUGGGAGGAAGCUCUAUGAGUUUGAUUCAGCUAAAAUCUAGAAUCCAACAUGUUUUCAAUGUAAUUAUAAGUUUGACUGAUUUGGUAAUGUCGCCAACAUUGCAAUUGAUGGCUAAAUUGGUCGAUCAACACAGCAAUCAAUGUAAUACUAGCUCUGUACAAAUUUCAAAGAGAGAAAGGACAAGUGACACUUUAGAAUUAUCAAACUCACAAACGAGAUUCUGGUUCUUACAUCACUUGAUCGAUAAUCCUGCCAUUCACAAUGUUUUUGCAGGUGUUCGUUUGAAAGGUGACUUGGAUAAACAAGCUUUAGAAAAUUCCAUUACCAAACUUGUAGAACGUCAUGAAAGUUUACGUACAAGCUUUCAAGAAACAGAGAUGUCACCAAUGCAACACAUUCAUUCUGAAAUUUCUCUCAAAUUAAAUUCAAUUAGUUUGAAACAUCUCACUAGUGAAGAAGAAAAGAAUUUGGAAUUGAACAAGUUUCUCUUUGAUGAGGUGAACGCACCAUUCAACUUGAAUGAAGCUCCUCUUCUCAGAGCUAACUUGAUCGAAAUGUCAGAGUGUGAUCAUGUUUUGGCCAUGACUUUCCAUCAUAUCAUAAUCGAUGGAUGGUCCAUGAAUUUACUUGUUGAAGAGCUAGUUCAAUACUAUCUGGCUUUUAAGAAUCAUCAAUCGCCAAUUCUUCCACAAGUUCUUCAAUAUGGUGAUUACACACUGUGGAGCAAUCAACAACAAUCAAUGAAUGAAACUCAAUUAAAAUAUUGGGAAGAAAAACUCUCCAAUUUACCAGAAUCUAUCAAAUUGCCAACAGAAGGCGAAAACUUAUCCAAAUCAUUUGAUGGAUCUCAUUUCUGGUUUGCAAUCCCAGAAACUCUCGUUAACUCCUUAAGAAAGAUCGUUCAAUCAAGAGGAGCCACACUCUACAUGGGCAUGUUAACUCUAUUCAAUAUUUUACUGUACAGAUAUUCUGAACAGAAUGAUAUUGCAAUUGGAACACCUGUUGUGAAUAGACAGCAACAUGUUGAGUUGGAAGCACUGAUUGGACUCUUGGUAAAUACUCUGGUGAUUAGAAAUAAUGUGAAUCCAGAGCAUAAUUUCAUUGAAACUUUGAUGGAAAUCAAGUCAACUGUAAUUGAAGCUUUUGAAAAUCAAGAUGUUCCUUUCCAGAAAGUUGUAGAAAGAUUGAAAGAUUCACGUAAUUCAAUGGAGAAUCCACUUUUUCAAGUCAUGAUGGCCAUGCACAACCCACAACGGAAAAUUGUCAUGGAUAAUCUUGAAACUGAGCUAGUUAGAGUUGACAAUGGAUCAUCCAUGUUUAAUUUAACACUUGAAUUACAAGAAAUAGAGGAUGGAAGUUUACAAUGUUGUUUCGAAUAUAGAACUGAUCUUUUCAAGAAGGAAACUAUUGAAAGAAUGGCUGGAAAUCUUAUUGAACUAUUGAAAUCAGCCACAACUGAAUCGGAUAACAAAUCAAUAAGCAAGUUGUCUUUCCUAUCGAAUUCUGAAGUUGAAACUUUGAAUAAUUUUGGAAAUAUCACCAAUAAUGAUCUCAGUUCUUCAGUUUCGAAUAGAUUAUUACACGAACUCAUUGAAGAGCAAGCUAUCAAAACACCAGACAAUACCGCCGUCUACUUCCAAGGUAAAUCCUUCUCCUACCAACUUCUCGAUCAAAAAUCAGACCAAUUAGCAAGGAGAUUACGAGAUAUGAAUCACUCCAAAAAUCCCUUCAUUGCCAUUAGCAUUGACAGAAGCUUUGAAUUGAUUGUGAGUUUAGUUGCCAUUCUCAAAGCUGGAUUUGCCUAUCUCCCUCUCGAUCCAAGCUAUCCACAAGAACGAUUACUCUACGUGCUUGAUGAUUCACAAGCAGGUCUGUUAAUAACUCAAUCUAAUUAUUCUGAAAAAUUCAAAGACUAUCAAGGGAAAGUGUUGUCUAUUGAUAGAUUCGUUUGGUCAGCAAGUAGCACUUCCACAUCCUCCAUUAGUAUUGAGAAACCAUUGACAUCACCAAAUGAUUUGGCCUAUCUCAUUUACACUUCUGGCAGCACUGGAAAUCCAAAAGGUGUCAUGCUUUCUCACAGAAAUGUAAACAAUACUCUCAAUGGUCUAAUUAAAUUGUACGAAAUGAAGCAAGAUGACAAGUUUAUUCAUUACAGCUCCUAUAGCUUUGAUGUUUCAUUGGAAGAGAUUUUCCUUCCACUAAUUACAGGUGCUUCGAUUAUUGUGGCCAAUCCAAAUAUUCAAUAUCAGUUGGAGGAGCUUGUUGACUUGGUUGAGCAAACGAAGGCAACAAUCAUUGGUGUCACUCCAAGUUUGUGGCAUGGUAUAAGGUACCAUGUUUUGAGGAAUCCAAAAUCAACUGAAUCUUUAAGAAUUGUCACUAUUGGAAAUGAACCUGUUGAUUCGAAUGCAGUCAAAGAAAUCCAACAAAUGUGUCCCAAUGCAACAGUAUUCAAUGUAUGUGGAGGAACAGAGACUUGCAUUGAUUGGUCUCUCUUCAAGGUUCCAAAAGAUUAUGCACCUUUACAACAAGUAGUUCCUAUUGGAAAACCAAUUCCUGGUGUCAAAUUGUAUGUUUUGGAUUCGAAUAGAGAGUUAGUUCCAAUUGGAGUACCUGGAGAACUCUACGUUGGAGGAAAUGGUGUUGGAAAUGGAUAUUGGAAAAAUAGUGAGCUAACCUCCAAGAGCUUUAUUGAAAAUCCAUUCCAAACUAAAGACGAAAAACAGAACAAUGUUAAUGGAAAACUAUUCAAAACAGGAGAUUUGGUUAAAUGGUUACCUGAUGGAAAUAUGGUAUUCAUCUCCAGAUUGGAUCAUCAAGUGAAAUUAAGAGGAUUCAGAGUUGAAUUGGGUGAAAUUCAAAAUGUCAUGAGGAAGAGUGGUCUCGUCAGGGAGGCAAUUGUGAUUCUCCAAGAUGAUGAGAAUGUCAGUAACAAACAACUUGUUGGAUACAUUGUGUGUAAUGAGGGAGAAACUAGACCGCACUCAAUCAUCAUACAGCUAGUCAAUUCCUACUUGGAGAAACAUCUGCCAUACUAUAUGAUUCCAUCUCAUAUCAUUUGCAUUGAAAAAGUUCCAACAACCAAUAAUGGAAAAUUGGAUCGUAGAGCUUUACCAAGAGCAGUUGACCACCAGCAAACUAAAAGACUAGAAGAAAAUAUGGGAGAGGUCGAUCCAGCUGAUAUUCCAGAGAGUCAUUGCAAGCUAAGACAAAUUUGGUCCAAAGUACUCAAGAUGAAGGAGGAUUGCAUUGGGUUGAGUGAUAACUUUUUUGCAAUUGGUGGAAAUUCCAUUCUCAUUGCCCAAUUGAGAAGCAUGGUUCGUACAGAGUUGGGUAUUCAGUUAGAGUUGAAGACUUUCUUUGAAAAAUUAACAAUCCAAUCUAUGGCUACCCACAUUGAAACUGUUAGCCAAUAA
This is a messenger RNA of Naegleria gruberi, 5430 nucleotides long. Its product is annotated as non-ribosomal peptide synthetase. Gene Ontology annotation, molecular function: phosphopantetheine binding; catalytic activity. NCBI's taxonomy places the organism in Eukaryota, Heterolobosea, Eutetramitea, Acrasida, Naegleriidae. The record is from RefSeq and is a predicted model, not a curated record. Gene Ontology annotation, biological process: amino acid activation for nonribosomal peptide biosynthetic process; secondary metabolite biosynthetic process; lipid biosynthetic process. The transcript has a single exon. Gene Ontology annotation, cellular component: cytoplasm. Bases 1 to 5430 code for a protein of 1809 amino acids.